Messenger RNA from Guillardia theta CCMP2712, 3308 nucleotides. RefSeq lists its product as hypothetical. Gene Ontology annotation, molecular function: ATP binding; ATP hydrolysis activity. The transcript has a single exon. The record is from RefSeq and is a predicted model, not a curated record. The coding region runs from base 17 to 3250 and encodes 1077 amino acids. Lineage: Eukaryota; Cryptophyceae; Pyrenomonadales; Geminigeraceae.
UCACUCGCUCGCUCCCAUGGCGUCGCUUGCUGCUGCUCCUGCCGCGGAUGCUCCCGUCGACGCUAAGACUCUCCCCAAGACUCUCAGUUUCGACAACGUGGAGUUCAUGUCCGCCAACAUGACCGGCUCCUCCGUCGAUCCCAAGGCAGCUGCCUCGAUCUCCGAGGCCCUCACGGGCCUUGGUGCCAAGGCUGGCAACGACGCCAUCAAGGCUGGAGCUGAGCUCGGCGAGCUGGUCAAGGCUGCGGGUGUCAAAGCGUUUGUGGAGUGCGGAGUGGUCGAGCACCUUCACAAGCUCAUUGAGGACCGCAGCACCGCCGAGCCCGCGCUCUAUGCCAUCAAGGGAUGCGCCGAGGCUGUCGGAGCCAAGGCCGAGCCCUUCCUCGUGCCCUUCCUCGCCCCGGUCCUCUCGUGCGUGGCGGACAAGAAGAAGGCUGAGGUCCGCGCUGCCGCUGAGGCUGCCGGCCCUGCCAUCAUCGAGAUCGUCUGCCCUCAGGCGAUCAAGAACGUGCAGGGCAUGCUCUUCGCGGGAAUCGCCGAGACCAACUGGCAGACCAAGAUGUGGUCCCUCCGCCUCCUUGGACAGCUCGCCGAGAAGUCGCAGGUUCCCUUCUCCCGCUCCCUCUACCAGGUCAUGCCUGUUGUCUCCGCCGCCAUGUGGGACAGCAAGAAGGACGUGAAGGAGGCUGCCGAGUACGCAACCCUCAAGGCCAUGGAGACUUGCCAGAACAGGGAUAUCCGUCCCUUCAUCCCUGCUGUGAUCCAGUCCAUCAAGAACCCCGAGGAGAUCCCCGAGACCCUCCACAAGCUCUCUUCCACCGUCUUCGUGCAGUCUGUCGACAACCCCGCGCUCUCCAUCACCGUCCCCAUCCUCAUGCGUGGCUGCAACGAGAAGAAGAUCGAGUCGAAGCGCCGUGUCUGCGUCAUCGCCGACAACAUGUGUAAGCUCAUCGACUAUGCGCACGAGGCCACCACCUUCCUUCCCGAGCUCCUACCCGCCAUCGAGCGUCUCUCCACUGAGAUGUCCGACCCCGAGGCCCGCUCCGUGGCUACUCGUGCCCUCAAGACUCUCAAGAACAUCAAGGAGAGCGCCGAGGCCUUCGAGGCGUCCAAGAAGAUGGAGCCCGAGGAUGUGCUCAAGGUCCUCGAGGAGGCCAUCACCGCCAACGUCCCGGGAACCAAGCUCGACGACAAGACCUUCCGUGUUUCGCUGGAGUAUGUCGCCUGCCUCCUUUCCGGCAUGAUCGACGGCAUGUUGUUCGAGGAGGAGCAGUGGAAGUUCGAGGGAGUCUGCCCCUACCUCGCUCCCUUCAUGCCCCAGGCUGACGCCGAGGCCGUGUGCAAGGCCGCGUACGCCCAGUGCUACAAGUCUUGCGUGCCCAAGGACGCCGCUGAGGACGAGGACGACGAGGGAGAGGAUCUCUGCAACUGCGAGUUCUCGCUGGGUUACGGAGCCAAGAUCCUUCUCAACAACACCCGCCUUCACUUGAAGCGCGGCAAGCGCUAUGGCGUGUGCGGCCACAACGGAUGCGGCAAGUCUACUCUGAUGAAGGCCAUCGCCAACGGGCAGGUUGAGAACUUCCCUCCUCCCGACGUGCUCAAGACCGUGUACGUGGAGCACGACAUCCAGGGCGACCUCUCGGACCUCAACAUCGUCGACUACGUGUGCAAGCUCGUCCCCGACAGGUCCAGGGAUGACAUCAUCGCCAAGUUGGACGAGUUCGGCUUCAAGGCUGACGACUCCUCCCCUGCCAACAUUAACGCCUGCAUCUCCGGCCUUUCCGGAGGAUGGAAGAUGAAGCUCGCGCUCUGCCGCGCCAUCCUGAUGAACGCCGACAUCCUCCUCCUCGACGAGCCCACCAACCACUUGGACGUCAAGAACGUUGCAUGGCUCGAGAACUUCUUGACCAGCCAGGACAAGGUUACCUCCCUCAUCAUCACUCACGACUCUGGCUUCCUUGACCGUGUGGUUACUCACAUCAUCCACUACGAGGAGAACCGCAAGCUCAAGAACUACAAGGGCAACUUGUCCGCCUUCGUCAAGCGCGUGCCCAGGGCCAAGACCUACUACGAGCUCAGCGAUGAGAACAUCAGCUUCACCUUCCCUGAGCCCGGCCUCCUCGACGGCAUCAAGUCCAAGGGCAAGGCGAUCAUCAAGAUGGACCGCUGCACCUACACCUACCCUGGACGCGACAAGCCCACGGUCCGCAACAUCACUCUGCAGGCGUCGUUGUCUUCCAGGGUUGCCGUCGUCGGACCCAACGGAGCUGGCAAGUCGACCAUCAUCAAGAUGUUCUGCGGAGAGACGAAGCCGACUGAGGGUACCGUGUGGCGCCACCAGAACAUGCGCGUCGCCUACGUUGCCCAGCACGCUUUCCAUCACUUGGAGAACCACCUUGACCAGACGCCCAACGAGUACAUCCAGUGGAGGUACAGCUCGGGCGAGGACAGGGAGGCUAACGAGCAGGAGGCGAGGAAGAUGACCAAGGAGGAGGAGGACAACCUCGAGAAGGUCCACGUCAUCCGCAACGAUGACGGCACCGUCGAGAAGCGCAUCAUCGAGGCUCUGAGGUCUCGCCGCAAGACGAAGCGCUCCUACGAGUACGAGGUGAAGUGGCUCAACAAGUCGGAGGAGAACAACACCUGGAUCGAGCGCGAGAAGCUCGAGGAGAUGGGAUGGGGCAAGAUGGUCCAGCGCCUCGACCAGCAGGAGGCGCUCAGGGCUGGUCUGGCCAGCCGCCCGCUGACCACCAAGUUCGUGGAGAAGCAGCUCGGCGACAUGGGCCUGGAGGCUGAGUUUGCUACUCACUCUCGCAUCCGCGGCUUGUCCGGAGGACAGAAGGUCAAGGUGGUGAUCGCUGGUGCUAUGUGGAACAAUCCUCAUAUCCUGGUCAUGGACGAGCCCACCAACUACCUCGACCGCGACUCCCUCGGCGCCUUGGCUGGAGCCAUCCGCAAGUACGGAGGAGGAGUUGUUCUCAUCUCCCACAACCGCGAGUUCACCGAGGCUCUCUGCCCCGAGCGCUGGGUGGUUGAGAACGGAGAGCUGCGGCGCGAGGGAGAGGUCGCUGCGGACGAGAAGAUCGACGCGAGCGCCAACGAGGCUCCUGAUGAGGUGAUGGACUCGCUCGGCAACGUGAUCAAGGUCAAGAAGGAGAAGAAGCUGUCUGCCCGCGAUCAGAAGAAGCUCGAGAAGAAGAAGGCUCAGCGCAGGGCCGCCGGCCUCCCCUCCGACUCCGAGGAGGACUAAAUUGCUUGCCUGUCUUGCUAGAGUAGCGAUGUUGCUCAAGUAAAGACUUGGUUCACAC